Messenger RNA from Lampris incognitus (smalleye Pacific opah), 657 nucleotides. RefSeq names its product keratin-associated protein 9-1-like. Bases 1 to 657 code for a protein of 218 amino acids. The transcript has 2 exons. NCBI's taxonomy places the organism in Eukaryota, Metazoa, Chordata, Actinopteri, Lampriformes, Lampridae. The record is from RefSeq and is a predicted model, not a curated record.
AUGAAAUCUGCUGUUGUCGCUGGGCGACGGCACCCCUGCUGCACCCUGCUGCACCCCUGCUGCUCCCUGCUGCACCCCUGCUGCACCCUGCUGCACCCCUGCUGCACGCUGCUGCUCCCUGCUGCACCCUGCUGCAACCUGCUGCACCCCUGCUGCACCCUGCUGCACCCCUGCUGCACGCUGCUGCUCCCUGCUGCACCCUGCUGCACCCCUGCUGCACCCUGCUGCACCCCUGCUGCACGCUGCUGCUCCCUGCUGCACCCCUGCUGCACCCUGCUGCACCCCUGCUGCACGCUGCUGCUCCCUGCUGCACCCUGCUGCAACCUGCUGCACCCCUGCUGCACCCUGCUGCACCCCUGCUGCACCCUGCUGCAACCUGCUGCUCCCUGCUGCACCCUGCUGCUCCCUGUUGCAACCUGCUGCACCCUGCUGCAACGUGCUGCACCCUGCUGCAACCUGCUGCACCCCUGCUGCAACGUGCUGCACCCUGCUGCACCCCUGCUGCACCCUGCUGCACCCUGCUGCAACCUGCUGCACCCCUGCUGCUCCCUGCUGCACGCCUGCUGCAACGUGCUGCACCCUGCUGCAACCUGCUGCACCCCUGCUGCAACGUGCUGCACCCUGCUGCUCCUAUGCUCACGUCUGUGUAAUGCAUAG